AUUAAGCUUUGUUAUUUAUAAAUUAUUAAAAAAAACCAUAAGUAGUAAAAGUAAUAAUCUUUCCAUCGAUUUUACAUAGAACUUGUUUGCUUGAAGUUGGGUUAGCAAUGGCGGAUAAAGGAGGAAAUGGGUUUUCCAUUCGUAAGGGAGUGUCCUUUAAUGGAAGUUUUGAUGACUCUACUGGAUUAAAGAAGGGAAGGAAAGUGCAAUUCAGUAAUCAAGUUAAUCAAGAGUUCCCUGCAAACAUCUCAUCAAACUCUGGAGGAAACUUACAAGGUGAUCCGGAUAAAGUGGGCAAGGGAGGAAAGGGUGUGAAUAGUGGCAAGAGUUCUGGCCGGAAGGAACCUGCAAAAUAUGUACUCAAUAUUCAGUCAGAGCUUCCAAAGAACUCCCGGUGUGUGAUGGAUUGUGAGGCAGCAGAUAUCUUACAAGGAAUCCAGGAGCAAAUGACUUUUCUCUCUCGAGAUCCAACCAUCAAACUUCCUGUAUCAUUUGACAAGGGACUACAAUAUGCAAAAACCGGAGCACGAUAUUCUAAUCCCAAGACUGUUAGAAAAGUUCUUGCGACUCUCAAGAAGCACGGAGUUUCUGAUGCCGAGAUAUGCAUUAUUGCCAAUACUUGUCCCGAGACUGCUGAAGAGGUUUUUGCCCUGGUUCCUUCCCUGAAGACCAAGAAAAGCAACCUUACCGAACCACUUGAAAACAUCAUAGCCAAGCUGGUUAAGUUGAAGUUGCCAGCGGAAACCUUUAAAGACUAGGGAGAAAUGUAGUAAUCAAUGCUAGAAGCAUAACGAGCUUGGCUUCAGUACGUAUGUGUGGAUUCGUUUCUUCUACUUUUAAUCAGCAUUUGGUAGUUUGUUUUAGUUUUGAAAACAAUAUUAGGUUUUAUUGGAUGCGAAUCCUCAAUCCUGAACUACAUGUAAAUCCUAACUGUAUGAACCAUCCAUUUGUGAACCUGUUCAUUGCUCCUUUGAAGUUCUUGUUUAAAUUCA
Amaranthus tricolor (Joseph's coat) is the source of this 992-nucleotide messenger RNA. Its product is annotated as DNA-directed RNA polymerases IV and V subunit 4-like. Gene Ontology annotation, molecular function: nucleotide binding. The record is from RefSeq and is a predicted model, not a curated record. The transcript has 10 exons. Bases 108 to 758 code for a protein of 216 amino acids. Gene Ontology annotation, cellular component: RNA polymerase complex. Gene Ontology annotation, biological process: DNA-templated transcription initiation. Lineage: Eukaryota; Viridiplantae; Streptophyta; Magnoliopsida; Caryophyllales; Amaranthaceae.